Molecule: messenger RNA, 1214 nt
Organism: Paramecium octaurelia
Lineage: Eukaryota; Ciliophora; Oligohymenophorea; Peniculida; Parameciidae
Source: the annotation of a GenBank genome assembly
UUUAAAUCUUUAUGAGUAAUAAUUUGUUCAACGUUCUCAACUUCUCUGAUACAGAAGAAGCUCCCGAAUAACAACAAAAAAAGAAUAAAAAAAACAACAAUAAGGAGUAGGUCAUCCCUGCUGAAUAAGUAGUAAAAGAGAACACUCAACAUCACAAUCCCGCUCCUAAGACUAAGGGAGUCCCUGCUGAGCCACACCCUAAAGACAGACAAUCUGGCACUGGCAGAGGCAAGGAAUAAAGAAAAGAAGGCGGUGGCAGAAAUAAUUGGGGAAAUUACAAGGAUGACUUGAAAGAAGAAAAAUAUGUGGCAAAAGAAAAAACCCCAGUUGAUGCACCUUAAGAAGGCAAAACUGAGUAGACAACUCAACCCACUUAACCACCAGCCCCAGAAAAGACUCUUGCUGAUUAUUACUAACAAAGAGGCGCUGUAUCAAUUUAUUUAUUAUCCUCAGAAUGUUGAUGAAGUCUUAAAAUAAGUUGAAGUCAAAUAACAAGCCCCAAAGAAACUUGAUGAAGAAGCUUUAAAGAAAGAAAAGCUCUUUGUUGUUAAAACUAGAGAAGAUGAGAAAAGAGAACAAGAAUCAAAGUAAAAAAAAACAAAAUAAUAAUAAUCAAAUUACAGAUCUGAAUUGAAUACUUAAGCUGCUGAGUAUUUGGGAUUUACUAAUUAAACUCAAGAAAAGAAUGAAAGAAGAGGUGAAAGAGGUGAAAGAAGAUAAUAUGAAUAACCUUAAUAACAAUAAUAAUAAUAACAAGAAGGAGAAUAAUAAAAAGGAGAAAGAUAAAACGAAUAAUAAGAAUAAGGACAAUAAAGAGCUGAAAGAUAAGAUAGAGGUGAAAAAUAAUACAGAGGAGAUAGAUAAUACAAAGGAGAUAGACAAUAUAAGGGUGAUAGAUAAGAUAGAGGAGACAGAUAAGAAAGAGGAGACAGAUAAGAAAGAGGAGACAGACAAGAAAGAGGAGACAGACAAGAAAAAGGAGAUAGAUAAGAUAGAGGAGACAGAUAAUACAAAGGAGAUAGAUAACAAAAAGGAGACAGACAAAACAGAGACAACAACACAAGAGAUUAAGAAAGGGGAGAUAAGGCUAGAAGAGGAGGUGAUAGAUAAGAAAAGAAGCCUGUAUAAAGAUAAUAAGUAAUUUCUUAUAUUAAUUGAGUAGGAAUAAGGAAUUCAAUUGGAUGAUAAGGAUUUCCCAGCUCUAUGAAUGUGAU